GCGUUGUACGAUUCGUGAUUCGUGCGGAUCAUGCGCUAGUGUGCGAGUGUGCAUGUGCGGUUCGAUUCAGUCGCACGUCGCACGCGUUUUCAAGAACGAGGUGACUACAAAACUGCUUUUCGUGCUUGAGCGGCAGAUCGUAAAAAAAAAAAAAAAUACGAUGGUGUCCACUGAUUCUCAAGGAACUUACAUCUCGUUUGCGUCGAAAUAGCAAAUUGUGUCCAUUCUAUUAUAUAAAGCUUUAUAAAGUAAACAUGCGUCGAGCACGUAUUAAAGCUUUGGCUAGUGUGCCAAUUCGAAAGAAUCCUGUACAAGAUGCAGUAGCUCUUGUUGAUACAAGUGAUCUGUCUGAUAAAGAACAAAAAAAGAAAGAUGCAUCUAAUGCUCAGCUGAAAUAUAAACCAGAAGCUAUCAGAGAUAUCACAGAGGUAAAGAAACAGAAAGAUGAAGGUACUGAUAUUGAUAUAAUAAAGCAGGAAAUCGUUAAAGAUGCUGCAAAGAUAUCUGAGGAAACUAUUAAGAAAGAACAAAAAGAAGCUAGUUUUGUAGAACCAGAACCAAUCAUAGUUAUAAAACUAGAUUCUCAAGAAUCAUGUCCUCAAGUAAAACCAAGUUCUCAAGAACUAUGUGCUGGAGUGAAACCAGCUUCUCAAGAACUAUGUGCUGGAGUGAAACCAGCUUCUCAAGAAUUAUGUGCCCAAACAAAACCGAAUUCUCAAGAAUUGUGCAUUGAAAUAAAUGACAAGCCUGAAAAAUCUAUUGAUCAAUCGGUUCAAAAGAAUAUUCCACCAUCGUCAGAUGUGCCAUCGACAGCAAUAGAUAUAAUUUCUCCUACAAAGAAUCGUCUGUGUUUUAUGAGACCUGUACCGAGACUAGACACUGGUGGUAGAGUAAGAAAGAAUAGCAUACAGGGAAGCGGUGCGAGUGCGAGCGAAUCCGAGGAUGAGCACGGCAAGAGAACAGCGUCCGUCGUGCCAAGUCGCAUACGAAAUGAUUCUAUUUGUUCUGUACAGAGCAACAAGGAAAGUACUACUGCUGAUAAUCAAAAUAUCUCUCCGAGAAUUAAAGCGAUGCAGAAGAGGCGCAUGCAGGUUUCGGAAUCGGCGAGAAGGCUAGCCGAAGCGAGAAGGGAGUUCUUACUAAAACACGAAAAUAAAACGCCUGAUAAAAGUCAGAUGAAAAUGUAUGAUUUUAUAUAUUAUAAUCCUGUAACGAAUCCUAUGAAGUCGAACAAAGAACAAAGAAUAAUUGCAGCACAACCAAUGGAAAUACCAGAAGAGGAAGAAGCGGAUGAUCCGUCGGCGAUGCCUGUGCCGCAAGUCAAAGUCGGUCCUGACGGUCAAUUGAUAAUAGACGAACAGAGUCUCGUGAUAGAACAAAAAGAUGCAAAAAGAGUUAGAGAAAUAAUGUCGAAUGAUAUUAUUGUUGAAGAUGGUAUUUGCAAUAAUGGUGGUUUCUAUAAGAAACAUAAGAGAAGAAAGGAGUGGCCAAAAUGGGAGACACUUAAAUUUUACAGAGUCUUGAAUGUAGUUGGCACUGAUUUUCUAUUGAUGCAGACUCUAUUCCCAAAUAGGACUAGACAAGAAAUUAAACAAAAGUACAAGAAAGAAGAAAGAGUUAAUCGUCAAUUGAUUGAAAAAGCUCUGAAAUACCAUCAAGAGUUUGAUACUGAAAUGUUAGAAGAGCAAUUAGAAAUGUUACAAAAACUUGAAAAUAUCCAAGACACUCCUAAAAAGACAUCGGAGAAAAUAAAAAAUGAUCAAAAUAUAACUAAGGCGGCGAAAAGACGCAAGCAUCGAUUGGUGGCGAAAAGUAUAGGGGAGUGUGAAACGCUAUUAACGAAGAACGUUAUUAACAACGAAGAAGCUGAAGACACAACGAUAUCAACAAGCGACGAGAUCGACAUCGAAAUGAAUAGCGAAACGAGUGACACUCAUCAACAAAUGAGGAAGAGAAGUAAAGCACGAAAGAGGCGAUUGGAUGAUAGAUCUGACAAUUCCGAUGAUGACAGCGCAAGCGGUUCCAAUAGCGAUUCGGACAGUUCUCCGGAGAUCUAUCGAAUCCGACCGACUAGAUCUGGUAGACAGCCGAAGAAGGUGAAAAAGCUGCAAGCGCCCGAUGUCAAUAAACUUAAUACGCCUAAUGUUAAUGCGAUACCUGACAGUAGUAUCGAGAAUAAAUCGUCAGUAAUUGGUGACGAGAAUGUGAUAUCGUCACAUGUGGCCGUGGAAGUUACAGAGGUUGUAAAUAGUUCAACCGAGAACGGUGAAAGCGCGGAAACAUCGUCUUCUGAAAAUAUUACGAACGUAAUACCAAAUAUAAGUCAAAUGGAACCGGGAUCUUUGGUAAUCGUAUCGAAGGAGUCUGCAGAGGAACCUGGAAACACUAUUCUGCAGGUUUAUAUGGUUAGCUCGAACGUUGAUAAUGUUAACGUGGCGACUGAACUUAGCGAAUCUACGGCGGAUCAGCAGAAUCUAUCGGACUCUUUAACAACGGUAACUAAUAAGCCGGAAACUGCUGAAUCGACUAAACCUGACAAUGAUGAAAAUUUCGAAAAAUGAUCUUUUGCAUUUGUACUUAGCUAUACAAUUCAAUUUUAGAUAGCAUUACACAAAUGAUACGUAUCUUCGAUUUGUCGGGAUUGAAUAUUAAUUUAUAUAUAGACUAGAAGAGUAUAAAAAAGACUGCAAAAGAAGAAUGCAAGAGAAGAUACAUUUCUAAUUUUGUUAUUUAUAUGUCUGUAAAGUUUUGUGUUUUUAAUUAAUUAUAAAUAAUAUUAAUUAUAUAUAAUAGCGAGGAUUUCUUUUUACUAUAUUGCUUAUUAUGUAGGAUAUUUUCUAUAUGGGGAUAAAUUCAUUUCUUCCGACAAAUUGAAGACGAUUUAUUGUGAUAAGAAUUGCGCAAUAUACGGAUGCACAUUUAUUCCUAU
Molecule: messenger RNA, 2929 nt
Organism: Formica exsecta
Lineage: Eukaryota; Metazoa; Arthropoda; Insecta; Hymenoptera; Formicidae
Gene: Bdp1
Product: transcription factor TFIIIB component B'' homolog
Exons: 6
Coding region: 255-2561 (768 amino acids)
Biological process (GO): RNA polymerase III preinitiation complex assembly
Cellular component (GO): transcription factor TFIIIB complex
Molecular function (GO): TFIIIC-class transcription factor complex binding
Source: RefSeq, a predicted model, not a curated record